This is a messenger RNA of Racocetra persica, 680 nucleotides long. NCBI's taxonomy places the organism in Eukaryota, Fungi, Glomeromycota, Glomeromycetes, Diversisporales, Gigasporaceae. The record is from the annotation of a GenBank genome assembly.
AUAUAAACAUUCAGCAAGCAACAAUACCAACAGGAACUUCUAUUGAGGCUCGAAUAGGUCACACGGCAACCUUAACACCAGAUAAUGAUAAAAUCAUUAUCAUAGGUGGAACCUCAAGCCAUGUAAUAGAUGCAACUACUGCAUAUCCAGUUUUUAUAAUGUUAGAUAUUAGAACCGAAUCUUAUGAAUAUUCAGAAUUAAAAGAUUCUGGAAUUCGACCGCGGUCUCCAUUAGCAUAUCAUACUGUAAAUUUAUAUCAGAACCUUAUUAUUGUUGCCUUCGGUAAUAUUACUAAUGAUAAAUCCGAGUCCGUUGAAACUAGUUCUUCCAUUUAUUUAUUGUGCCUACCGCGCUUAGAAUGGGUAACCACUUUUACACCCAACUACACGUGUCCAAUAAUACCAAUUCCUUUGAUUAUUGGUCUGACCAUUGCUUUUUAUGUGGUGUUUAUUGCAACUACAGUAGCAAUUAUAAAAAUUAAUCGUCAACCACUGCGGGAUAAUAGGUUGACUAUUAUUGCUAAUAGCUCUAUAGCGUCGAUCGCAGCUAUAAUAAUAGACACAAUAAUUAUCGUUAUAUAUCCACCUCAAUCGAUUAUUAUUGCGAUUGUUAGUAUCACUAUUGCUUGUUUUAUCGCAGUUAUUAUAGCAGAAAUAAUAUUUUUACGUCGAAAAAAGUGA